Solea solea (common sole) is the source of this 3190-nucleotide messenger RNA. RefSeq names its product chromosome 2 C7orf57 homolog (gene c2h7orf57). Lineage: Eukaryota; Metazoa; Chordata; Actinopteri; Pleuronectiformes; Soleidae. The record is from RefSeq and is a predicted model, not a curated record. The transcript has 8 exons. The coding region runs from base 133 to 795 and encodes 220 amino acids.
CCGGAUGUCGGCAGCAGGUGCCACAGGAAGUGUGUUCGUCUCUGUCUGCAGAUGAAAAAAGAAGCUAACGGCGUUUAACUGCCAAAAUCCACUCCAGAAUUUCAACAAAGGAAGCAUAACAGAAACUCUGAAAUGAGCAACCCAGCUGUGCCCAACCAUCGGAGGACCAAGCCUGGAGGCAUAAAGCCAGCGCCUGUGACCAGUGGCGUGACGGGACCGUCCUCUCAGAUCCCUGGUCUGUCCCAGACUGCUGAUGAAAGCACUCCAAUGGAGAGGGCCAGUGGACGGCGAGUUGGGAUAUUUGAGAGUGACUCGGACUACACCAAGCUUGCAAAACAGGGAGGACACAAAGGACUGUUGAGUCAUGAUGCUGAUGGGGAUGAUACACCAAAGAAAGUGUACAAUCCACCCACAAGCUGGUUUGGACCUGAUGAGUCAAAGAGUGGAAACAAAGCAACGUCUCCCAACAGCCAGAUGAAGGGGGGCAGCCAGCCCCUGUUUGCGCCGUUUGGCACUGAUAACAAUGGGUCCUGGGAAAGAGAGACUGAUAGCUUUUCCCCUGAUAAAGUUAAGGAUUCUCCUGAUGGUGUUGCCAAUGAGUUGGAGGGUCUCACUCUAACCAACAAAUACAAGAGAGUAUGUCAUGAUAAGAAGGCUCCUCCUGUCAGCAUGACCAUGCUGCUGAGUCAUGGUUAUGUGGAAGACCAGAAGUCUCCCAAUGACGACGAUGCCUCAAGUAUGACCUCAGAGCAAACCAGCACCAUUGCAACGGAGGAUGUGGACGACGUGGAGUAGUGUGCACAGGUUCUCAUCUAGAGGGAAAAGAGCGGGGGUCGUCCUGACUCCAGUUCAUGGUGUCACAAUUCCACGAACACGCCACUCUGCCCGUCUCAGAUUCACUUGCAUUAAUUGUACAUCCACUGACUAUUAGUUUUUUUUAUUCAUGUUUAUGCAAAGGGUACUGUAAUUUUUUGUUUGCUUUAAUUUAAAAAACGAGUUGGCACAUAUUUUGUUGAGUAGACGUGUUGCUGCGCGCAGUAUUAUUUUGUUCAGUCCGUGUUUUGUCGUGCCUCAAUUUGAAAGACAAGUUGUGCACUGGGAGGUAAAAUAACAAUUCGGUUGAAAACUAAAAACAGCCUUACCUGCUAAAUCUUCCAUUUGGCUGGUGGCUGCUGUUGACUUCCCUCCCUGGUUGUAUGAAGGUUGAGUUAGUGAAUUUUAGUGUUAGGUGUUCUAUAAAGAAUUGUGGUUCCAGUGAUGUGAAACAUUUGUUUUGAUCAAGGGCUCCUGCUUUCUGAUGGGAUGUCCGAGGUGUGUGUGUGUGUGGGUGUGUGUGUGUGUUCUCAGCUGCAGAGGUGGAUAUGAUCAUUCGUUGAGACGGCAACCCUGCAGCUGUGACCACAUGCCGAAGUGUGUACUGAUGGCUACAUCCGCAGUGGUUGGUUAAUAAAAGGGGCCAAACAUGAUUUUUUUGGUUGCUGCUGUGCAAAAGGCUUCUCUUCUUAUCAGUUCCUUUUUUUUAGAUUUUCUUCAAAAAGAAACAUUCAUUCAAUUAUAGUGUGUUUCUCUGCAAGCUACAUUUUCAUGAAGUUUUGUCUUGUAAUCAGAAAAAGCAUAGUCAAAAGAAAACACAUUCAGCUGAAAUUGCUUAAUUAUCUCAAAUAAGGUUUAGCUGCCUGCACAUUUGAAUUUAACAUCACUGCCUAUUAUUUAGGAAGCUCGUGUUAAUAAGGGUGCCAAGCUCGUCCAGUUAUGUCAGAAGCUUGCUACUGAUUGUUUUCUCCACAUCACUGAGUUGUGUUCACCUUCAGCUUUGUGCAACAACAGAUAAAACAUUCUGUGAAGUUUUAGGAACUUAAGGAGCCACCUUCUGCAGACUGACAACCCGAAAGUCAAUCUCGCUGUAAUUCCCUGUGAAGAUUAAGGCAGAGUUUUUAAAAAGAAAAUGUGAGUUCUGAACAUGCCAACUAAGCAGUUUUCCCCUGCUCAUGCAGUGUUUUGACUUGGUAGACACCAGGAGAAGUUAGUAUUAAUACACAACCUGCUCACAAGCAAAACCUCCAUCUCAUCACAUGUGUUUUUCUGCCUGGUGGGAUUUUGUCUGUUCAGAUGAGAGAAAAAGUUAGUGCUUUAUCAUUUUUAAUUAAAAAAAUGCUUCAAAUGUGGGGCACACUGGCAGCUCACCUGGUUAAAAACAAGUCCUGUGUGUAAAGGCAGAGUACUGCAGCAGCUUCAGUGUGAGUCCAGCUCUUUGCUGCAGCUCUGUCACAGUACACCAUCAUAACCACAAUAAAAGGAAACACUUCUAAAACAAGUCUUUGUGAAAAAAGAAUAAAAUGCUCAGAGCAUUUUUAUGUCUAAUCGAAAAACUUUUACCUAAGUUUUAGUUUGAGAAGUUGCUCUUACCGUCCCCAUCUCUUCCUGUCCUGAUUUCCUGUGCAGUAACUAUUUGAUUGACAGUGAAGGCCUUGAAUUAUGGCACUUUUGAGUGUGACAUUAAAGUCUUGCAGGGACAAUUUUUCCUGAUGAAUAAAAUUGAAUGUAUCUUAGUCUAAUGACAAGUUUUCAGCUCCAAGGUCGUCCUGUAUCACGGAAUGAUGCAGCAGUAAUAGACUCUCGUUUGAAAAGAAUUAACUUGAUGUGUCAUGUUCAGCGAAACUGUAAUUUUGUCACUUUCUCUCAACACUAUUUAAGCAGUGACGCAUAAUUUAUCUGUGUGUAGUAUUAAAGCGGUCUCAAGUGCUGUUCCAAGAAUUAGAUGCUUUACUGUGUUUAAUGACACUGGGUUUUAUUUUGCAGUCAAAGGAAUGGCAAUGUAUUAUUGUUUAGUAAUAUUUGCUUUGAAGAACUUAAUCUUUGUUUCCAAUGAACUUAAAAUAUUCAGGUACAGUGUUAAGAGUUUAAAUCUUAGUGAAGUUUUGUCAUCCUCUCCAGUGAGUUAGUGCCAUUGUCAGUUUGCAAACAUCUUUAUUGGCGUAACUUAGCGGAGGCUUUUUAUUUCUAAUUAUUAUGGUACAUAUUUAAAUGCAAAUCUAUCAGUGGAGAGCAAAGACAUCAGCUGUUAAACUGAAGAAAUCUUUGUAGUGAGGAUAGAUCCACACCUGGUCCACAUCUACAUACAACCCUGCAUUUUUAAAUGACUGCACACACUCGUAAUUAUCAUUUAAAUAAAUGGGCAUGUGCAUGUAAA